Messenger RNA from Arachis stenosperma, 1456 nucleotides. RefSeq names its product bZIP transcription factor 11. Gene Ontology annotation, molecular function: transcription cis-regulatory region binding; DNA-binding transcription factor activity. Bases 620 to 1111 code for a protein of 163 amino acids. Gene Ontology annotation, cellular component: nucleus. Gene Ontology annotation, biological process: positive regulation of DNA-templated transcription. Lineage: Eukaryota; Viridiplantae; Streptophyta; Magnoliopsida; Fabales; Fabaceae. The record is from RefSeq and is a predicted model, not a curated record. The transcript has a single exon.
ACUCCCCUUCCACUUUCUUCUCCUCUCUUCUCAUCUCUUCAUUCAUUCACACCUUUCUAGAUAUUUUUCUUUUGUUCUCCAUAAUAAUAACAACAAUAAUAAUAUAAUCAUAUAUUCAUAUAUGGUCCCUCAUAUCUCUUCUUCUUUACCAACCCUUUCUUAGCUUCCACAUGCUCUUCAGCUGCUUCCUUCUUCUUCAUCAAACAGAGUUUGAAACCCUUUAGUUUUCUUCUUUUUUUUGAAGGGAAUUUUGAACGGAUUUUAAAUGUCCAACAUCUUGUUGUUGAUGUUUGAUAUUCAUGUAUCCGAUUCUCAGUGAGAUCUUCCUUUCCGGGUGUAUGAUCAAUUCCACUGUUAGGCGCAGGACCCAUCUUGUUCAAUCUUUCUCCGUUGCUUUCCUCUACUGGCUCUACUACGUUUCAUGAUUCUUAAUUAACCUUCUUCACCUAUUUUAAUUUCCCACUACAUAUUAUAAUAAAAUAACAAAAUCUCUUCAAUAAAAGUUUAUAAAUUUUCCGUUUUUGUUUCUGGGUCCUGCGUGUUCUGCCUGUUCUGUGUCCGUGUCAGUGUCCGUGUUUUAGAGUCUUUGUUGAUAACAUAACCAAUAUAUAUUACUUCUAUGGCGUCUUCAAGUGGAACGUCUUCAGGUUCAUCAACUCUUGUGCUUCAGAACUCGGGUUCUGAGGAGGAGUUGCAGGCUUUGAUGGAUCAAAGGAAGAGGAAGAGGAUGAUAUCAAACCGCGAAUCGGCGAGGAGGUCGAGGAUGAGGAAGCAGAAGCACCUUGACGAUCUUGUUUCUCAGGUGGCAACGUUAAGGAAGGAGAAUCAACAGAUCCUCACAAGCGUCAACAUCACCACGCAGCAAUAUCUGAAUGUUGAAUCCGAGAAUUCUGUUCUUAGGGCUCAGGUUGAGGAACUUAGUCACAGGUUGGACUCACUCAAUGAGAUCAUUGACUUCUUGAAUGCCAAUAACACUAGCAAUGGUGUUUAUGGUUCUUCUUCAGGAGGGUCAUUCAUGGAGCCAGUUAAUAGCUUCUUCAACAACUCUUUGAACAUGGCCUUUCUCAACCAACCCAUUAUGGCCUCAGCAUCCGACAUGUUACAAUACUGAGGCUGGUUUGGUAAUUGUCUCAAGACAGAAAAUACAGAGAUACUGAAACAUACAAAAAUAGAGACUUAACUUUUUCGUCUUGUCUCUAGUCUUGAGAUCUGGAUUUUGGGAGUCUAUAGAUGAAUUCAGGGGUAUUAUUGGUUUUUCAAUUUAAGGUUCUUGAGUCUGUUGUUGAGAAAUUGUAAUCACUCUAUCAAUGGUGAUAGUGAUGAUAAGUUUAUUUCUCUAAGGAAUAAUCAAUGAAAUGUGUAUCAUAAAAAAAAGGUGAGGGUUGUUAGGUGCUGUUCCUGGUUCUGUAAAAAAAAGUUGAGGCACUAUUAUUAUUAUUAUUGUUGUUGUUGUUUU